GUGGUCUGUGUGCUAAAGGAAGCCGCUGCACCGGAAUCUGAAGAAUUUGAGGUGUCCGCCAAGUCUGCUGUUCACCGUCAGCUUCUCUCUUUGUGCACCCCCCUCUCCAUUGAACUAUCUGCGGGAAGACUGUAAGGUUUAAAAAGGAACAAACAUGUCUCAGGCCGACAAAAUGAAGCAGGGCCAGUUCACCAACCCUGAGACUCCAGGGUAUGUCGGAUUCGCCAACCUGCCGAAUCAGGUUCAUCGCAAGUCAGUAAAAAAAGGUUUUGAGUUCACCCUCAUGGUGGUAGGUGAAUCUGGGCUUGGAAAAUCCACCCUGAUCAACAGCCUGUUCCUCACUGACCUCUACCCUGAGAGAGUCAUCCCUGGAGCAGCAGAAAAGAUAGAAAGGACGGUUCAGAUCGAGGCAUCGACAGUAGAAAUCGAAGAGCGAGGAGUGAAGCUGCGUCUCACUGUGGUGGACACACCCGGAUACGGAGACGCCAUCAACAGCCAGGAUUGUUUCAGCACCAUCAUCAGCUACAUCGAUGACCAGUUUGAGCGCUACCUCCACGACGAGAGCGGUCUAAAUCGUAGACACAUCGUCGACAAUAGAGUUCACUGCUGCUUUUAUUUCAUCUCCCCGCUUGGCCACGGCCUGAAACCCCUGGAUGUCCAGUUUAUGAAGGCCAUCCACAACAAGGUCAACGUGGUUCCUGUCAUCGCCAAGGCGGACACGCUCACCCUCAGAGAGAGGGAGAGGCUCAAGCGCAGGAUUCUGGAUGAGAUUGAUGAACACGGUAUUAAGAUCUACCACCUUCCUGAUGCUGAGUCAGAUGAGGAUGAGGACUUCAAAGAGCAGACCAGGAUCCUCAAGGCUAGCAUCCCAUUCGCUGUGGUAGGAUCCAACCAGCAGAUUGAGGCCAAAGGGAAGAAGGUGAGGGGCCGUCUGUACCCUUGGGGCGUGGUGGAAGUGGAAAACCCCGAACACAACGACUUCCUCAAGCUGCGGACCAUGCUGAUAACCCACAUGCAGGAUCUACAGGAAGUGACUCAGGACCUGCACUACGAGAACUUCCGCUCGGAACGCCUCAAGCGGGGUGGCAGAAAGGGACCGGAGCCGGAGGAAAUGGACAAGGAUAUGAUCCUGCAGGAGAAGGAGGCUGAGCUAAGACGAAUGCAGGAGAUGAUUGCUAAGAUGCAGGCCCAGAUGCAGCAGGGGCAGGGAGAUGGCCCCUAAGCGUGAAAAGCCAGUAUUUGAGCCACUGCUUGAGUUUGACCAGAGAGAGAAAGAGAUGAACAAUAGCAGCAAAGGAUGUAGAAGCUACCUGGUUGUUGACUCAUACUGCUAGCCACUAUCUUCAUUCAGUCCCACACAGGAUCUGGAGUCUUUUUUUUUUCUUUUCUUUUUUUUUUUAUACAUACAGUCAAAUAUAUUCAAACAGUGUUAUGUUCAUAUAUAUAUAUAUAUACACACACACACACGGUUCUAUUUCUUACACUUUU
This is a messenger RNA of Scomber japonicus (chub mackerel), 1488 nucleotides long. RefSeq names its product septin 2 (gene septin2). The transcript has 13 exons. Bases 155 to 1222 code for a protein of 355 amino acids. Gene Ontology annotation, cellular component: septin ring; microtubule cytoskeleton; synaptic vesicle. Gene Ontology annotation, molecular function: molecular adaptor activity; GTP binding; GTPase activity. NCBI's taxonomy places the organism in Eukaryota, Metazoa, Chordata, Actinopteri, Scombriformes, Scombridae. Gene Ontology annotation, biological process: regulation of exocytosis; cytoskeleton-dependent cytokinesis; cilium assembly. The record is from RefSeq and is a predicted model, not a curated record.